This is a messenger RNA of Drosophila grimshawi, 1654 nucleotides long. It is a transcript of the gene Adk3, whose product is annotated as adenosine kinase. Gene Ontology annotation, cellular component: nucleus; cytosol. Lineage: Eukaryota; Metazoa; Arthropoda; Insecta; Diptera; Drosophilidae. The record is from RefSeq and is a predicted model, not a curated record. The transcript is spliced from 4 exons. Gene Ontology annotation, biological process: purine ribonucleoside salvage. Bases 295 to 1389 code for a protein of 364 amino acids. Gene Ontology annotation, molecular function: adenosine kinase activity.
AGCUGGAAAAAGCUUGGUGAUGUAACAACAAGCAGCAAAGAAGUCCAAGCAAAAGAAAGAGAAGAAAGAAGUAGAGAGCUUGAAACUAAUUGCUCACCAUGGGAAGCAGCGCACUGCGAUAAAUACGCUGACAGAAACCGGCUCGAACAUUCAGUUUGCCGCUGACUGACGGAAGUGACGGGCUACCGACCACGGAUCACGGACUAUUGAUUUAAAGUGGAGCGAAUGCUGUGUGAAUCGACGUCAUCAUUGGGGAAAUCUCGAGUCAGUUGCGUGCUGUAAAAAUUGAAUACAAUGGAUUACCUGUAUAAUGCUUAUGCGAAAUUAUUUGGAGUCGAUACCUCGCCGGAUGGCACGCAGGGUGAUUUCCAAACGCCACGGAAAAUUGUUUGCUUUGGCAAUGUGCUGCUGGAUCGCGUUGUGCCACUGCAGGAUCUGGAGCUCCUCAAGCGCAACGAUGUGACACUGGGUUCCAAGGGCGAAAUGGAUAUGGAGAAGCUGAAUAACAUUACCACAGAGGCGGCUAGUGGCUCCACUUGCCAGCACAAUCUGGGUGGAUCGGCCUUGAACACUGUCCGCAUUCUGAAGCAAUUGGAGACGCCGGCCCAGUUCUUUGGUGCCAUUGGAGCGGACAAGGCGGGCGAGCAUGUGCGCUCUAUUAUCGAGGAGCAGGGUGUUGAGGCGCGCCUGCAAAAGAUUGAGGAUGUGCAGACGGGACAGUGCUUGUGCUUGAUGCACAACGAUAAUCCCACACUCUAUGCCUGCAUUGGUGCCUCCGCACACUUCUCUGCCAAAGAGCUGAGACACGCUGCACUCCACAGUACGCAGUCGUUUCUGCGUCCCAUCGAACGCAAGCAAAUACUUUAUGUCGAGGGAUUCUUUGUGCCGCAGCGCGAGGAGGUCUGUGAUUAUAUUAUGCAGGAAUUGGUUAGGGAACGCCGUCACUUGGCAUUAAAUCUCAGUGCACCCUAUAUUGUUAGCCAGAACUUUGAAAAGAUGAUGGAGCUGGCACAGCGUGCUUUACUCAUAUUCGGCAACCGGCAGGAGUUCGAGGAGCUGGCCCGCAUGGCUGGCAGCGAGAAUGUGGAGCAGAUGGCACGUAAGUUGCUGGAGUCGGGCAAGAAGAUCAUACUAAUCACCAACGGAGCAAGUGGCGUGCAGCUUGCCACCAACUAUGUGGAUGAGCUCUCGCCACCGGGCCACUUAAGAUUCGAGGAUUAUCGAGCACAGAGCGCCGACUAUCUGGUGGAUGCAACGGGCGCCGGUGAUGCAUUUGUUGCUGGCUUCCUCCAUGACUGGCUAAAGAAGCGUUCGUUGAGCGAGUGCGUGCGUAACGGCUGCAACGUGGCCGCCAAGGUGGUCACACAGGUUGGCUGCAAUUUGCCUUAAUUGCUUUCUUAGAUUUCGUUUGGGGUCACAUCAAUAAUAUGUGGGUGUUAAUUACCUCAACGAGCUCGCACAGUUACACCACAGCAGAAUUUAAUCAUAUAAUUAUUACACAUAUAUUUUAUAUAUUUUUUACAUUUUCUUAUGUACUUAGUUCCUAAUAAGAUUGUGCACUUCGUGACUAAUCUAUUUGCACCCUGACUCUACCAAUGAUACAAUUAUUACAAAUAUACAAAUUCAUAUAUUGAAAUCGAACUAAGUCCAUAAA